AUGACUUGCAGGAAGCAUUAUGUAAGGCUCUGCUCGACGGAAGUCCUAUUUUCAAACAAGGAGGUGAGCUCCGAUCAGGAACACUUAUCAGGGGUUAUUUUCCUGAAUAGCCCGGAUAGCGUCGAGUGGUCUUGCAAUGAAUAUUUUCGUUUGUUGAAGCUCUACCGAGGGAAGAGCCAUACUUCGGCGCCGCCACAGAAUCGUCCUGUUUGCUACUUUAUCUGCGCCGAUGGGUCUUAUGAUGUACUCCUACACUAUUACAACACUCACUAUAAGGAGCUCUGUGAACUUGGGCUACUCCCUGAUGCUCCUGAAUUCGAUCAAAAGAUGGGUGCGGUUGUUCCUCUUCCACCAUUCCCGCUCUGUGAUAUUAUCAUCGGGGAUAUGGACAGUUCCGAACGCUUUAAAAACUAUAAAAACCUCUACACAGUCCAAGACCAAUCUUGCGACGAUUCCCCUCAAACUGUGGGCUUACCCUCCACUCAGAAGCCACAGUUUCCUUUCCUACCUAUAGGAGGCUGGUACGAACACAUCAAGCUGAUCCCGCGCAAGACGCUUGAAAAGAUUCGCAUACGCGCCUUGGCGUUAGCGCGAGGCAGUAACGAUGGUGGAUAUCCCGCGCUGGAGUCGAAUUUACCAUAUCUCUUUCCAAUUACAUGUCAAAUGUCGACUGAUUUCAUGAAAUCCAUGCUUAUUCUACGCCGUCUAAAACGUCUUUACCCAUGCGAUUUUCCGGAGUACUACGACGAUGACGUCCCGUUGUGGAUGGAUGAACAAGCACCGAAGCCCUUCAUCGAUUCUUUUGAUGAUGCCAAUAACGAUCAUGAAGUUUUGACGCAGGAGGAGCGCGAUGUCGCUGUCCCCAUUGAGUCGAUAUCGCAGACCAUCAUUCAACGGUAUAGGGACACCAUACAGAGCUUAAUUGAUUCCUAUGAAUCCCUUGCCAAGACGGUGCCGAAUCCCGACGAACAGAAAGGCGAGUCUUUUGUAAUAUCAGAAGGUGCAAACGAUGCAGAGGCCACGCGGUUGGAAAACAUGCGAUGCGCGAACCUCCUUAAGGAAGUUCAAAAGAACAGCAUCAUUGGUCAUAACGAGGGAGGGGGCACUCAUGAUGUCCUUCCUAUACACACCUGCAUCUUGCCUAAUGUUGCUAUCCUCGGCUCGCUCGGCGGUCGCUAUGACCAUGAGAUUGCCACUGUUUGCUCGCUCUUCAACUUUGAAAGUGAAUUUCAUAUGAUUCUGACAAACAAGUGGAAUGUAAUGUUCACCUGCGCUUACAAUAAUAUAACUCUCUGGUUACGCCCUUCCUUGGAUGGGCAUAAAUCCGACAGGGUGGAAGGCGCCCCAGAUGCCAUCCUUGGUGACGCAAAGAACAAUACCGACAAGGUCAAGGAAAUAAAAAGCGGUACCGUUUCCGACACAGCUCCGAAGCAAGAUGGAACUAACUGUCAGAAUUACGAGGGCAAGGUAUGUGGUAUCAUUCCUUUUGGGCAUGUUAUGGAGAUGGAGACGACAGGCUUCCUUUACAACAUCGUAAAGGGCCGCUGCUGUCCGCCGUUGUUUCACUACGACGGCGUGACGCAGACUGAUCAGUACGUCUUUUCUUUCUCGGGUAUUGUGUCAACUUCGAACAUGGCGGUGGAACAACUGAUGUUGGUGGAUUUGCGAAUUUUGUCCCAUAAAAAUGAUGAUAAGCUCCCACUAUCUGUAAAUCCACCUACUCUUCUUACGACAACACGUCAUGCUUAUAGUGAAUAA
This is a messenger RNA of Phytomonas sp. Hart1, 1758 nucleotides long. Lineage: Eukaryota; Euglenozoa; Kinetoplastea; Trypanosomatida; Trypanosomatidae. The record is from the annotation of a GenBank genome assembly.